Messenger RNA from Orbicella faveolata, 1684 nucleotides. Its product is annotated as E3 ubiquitin-protein ligase CCNB1IP1-like. Lineage: Eukaryota; Metazoa; Cnidaria; Anthozoa; Scleractinia; Merulinidae. The record is from RefSeq and is a predicted model, not a curated record. Gene Ontology annotation, molecular function: ubiquitin protein ligase activity. Gene Ontology annotation, cellular component: synaptonemal complex. Gene Ontology annotation, biological process: reciprocal meiotic recombination.
UAAGGGUUUAGACAAUAAAAAAAUACCUCGGAUCCUUGUGAAUUUACAAAACCUAAUGAACGCUUAAUGAAGUUGGAAGAAAGGGCUCCUUGUUCGUGACACCAAUUUAUUAUCUUAUCUUAUCUUUUUGUAGGUUUUGAUGAAAGAUUGAGAAAAGUCAAAUUCCACCACACAGCAUAGUAUGGAUAAUGAUCUUCUUUGCAACUUUAGAAAAUGUAGAACAAGGCUGAAUACACAUGCUUGGGUAACAUCAUGUUCUCAUAUAUUUUGUGACGAAGAUGGAACAAGAGAAUUUAACAAGAGCCUUGUGUGCCCUGCAUGUGAAACUAAUCUGUCUGCCAAAUUUGAUGUCAUUCGUGUUGAUCUGCAGGCCUCUGAACAAUUCAAAUCAAUGGUGUUGGCUGGCCAGAAACCUGAAGUUAUUAUGGAGAUUUGUUCACGGGCUUUGGCAUUUUGGACAUACCAAACCCACCAGGAGAAAAUGUAUCAGGACUAUGUAGCUAGCAAGGCAAAAGAGAAGACGACUCAAUUAGAACAGUACUAUAAUCAGGUUCUUUCAAAACUUCAAGCGGAACUCAACUCAUUAAGAUCGCAAACGUCAAAUGACAAGAAGGAGCUAGACGACACGAAAAAACGCUAUAAUGAAUUAUCAGAGAAACUGAUGGAGAAAAAUCGACAGUAUCUCAAACUUCAGGCAAUGUACGACUCGCUCAGAAGAAAAACCAUAACACCAUCAGUCCUAGAGGGACGCGAAGAACACUUACUUGAGUCCCGUGGUUUGGGAGGACAGAUGAAGCACGUAUUCGAAAUACCUCUCGGAACAGGUGAAGACUUGCUUCGACGCACUGCCAGUUCUACUGAUGUCAGAUACCCUGCCGAAAGGGAAUUUCAUGUAUUUGAUCCUCCAGUUCCGGGGUCAGCCCGAGUCUCCACUCCGAGUCUCAGACCGUUGAAUGAUACGGACGCAGCGUCUCGCAAGUUUACUCUUGAUUUCACGGGAACGCCUGGAAUCAGCAAGAGACUGGGGCAGAAAGGAAAUAACAAAGACUAACUGGGCUGACUUGUGAUGCACGUAGUUUUACUAACCUCUCUAAGGGAGGUUUUGGUUGAGAUUUUUAUCAAAGUUUAUCUACCAGGUUUUUUAAAAACCCUUUAAUUUACCUAUGAAGGAUGUAACAAAUAUAUAUAUUAGGGGUCAACAAUUCUGUUAAGUUGUCUGGAAUGAUAAAGGUAAAUUAAAAAAGAAAGUAUUUGGUCGCUUUAACAUACCAUUUGAGUCUACUUUUGUUAAAUUUUUAGAAAUGAUUUGGUGUCUUUUGUAAUGAUGCAAUAUUUUUAAUAGGAUACCAAAGCCACCAAAGACUUGUCCUAACACAUCACUUCUGGCUUGAAGUGUAUAGUAUUCGAAAGCUAAGUUCCACGGGGCAAGGAAACUUAUGCUUGCUAAACGCUUGAUUUCUAUGUACUUAUUCAUUUCUUAGUCUCAUACUAGAGGUACAUACUAAGUACAACUAGAACGCAGGUACAAGUCAUGUGAUCUUUGAACUGUCAAAUAAGUCAUUUUCGAAUAUUAAAAUUCCUUCAUGGCGCCGAGGCUUAAAGUGAUAAAGCCAAAGAAAAAACACCAUGGUUGAGGGAUGAGUCAAUAAUUUAUCUUGUUUCAGUAUAAAUCCACUAGCGUUCU